Loxodonta africana (African savanna elephant) is the source of this 14045-nucleotide messenger RNA. RefSeq lists its product as uncharacterized. The record is from RefSeq and is a predicted model, not a curated record. The transcript has 10 exons. Lineage: Eukaryota; Metazoa; Chordata; Mammalia; Proboscidea; Elephantidae. The coding region runs from base 10744 to 11973 and encodes 409 amino acids. Gene Ontology annotation, molecular function: GTPase activator activity.
UGCCCGGCGAGGAGCCAGGUUGCUCCAGCACCCCGUACCGUGUGGCGCCGGUUAAGUGUUCGGGGCUUAGUGGAGAUCGUGCGCGCUAGCGCCUCUCCAUGCCGUCCCGAGGUCCACCACCUCCACCCGACCCGGGUCUCCCCAGGGUAGGGGUGACUUUGUGCACGGGGUACGUAGCUAGAAUUCUCUUAGGAAGUUUCUAUACAUUAAGAUUGUUGCAUGAAUUGAAAGCCUUGGAAAUGGGAGAGGGCAGCAGUCCUUCCUUGCCUGCCCUCCCUCCCUCCGUCCCCUGCGAGGCAUCCCUCUGACCGUUCGGCCAGCAGCAGCCAGUGCUGGUGAGCAGGGGACUCAGAACCGGGCUUUUCUCUGCCUCCCCUCCGGACAGACCCGCCCCCACCCUACUCUCCUUCCCUCGGUCCAUACCCCACCGCCAAAGAGAGUCAGAUGAGAUGAAUAAAACCUAGGACAGGGUGGGCCACAUAUGUUAUGCGGUAAACAAACAAACAACCCCGGUGCAAGGAGUCCAUUCCGACCCCUGGCGCUUGUCUACUGACAGAAAGGUUGGUGGCUAGACCUCACCCAGCAGCGCUGUGCAAAAAAGGCCUGGAGAUCGCUUCCAUAAAGAUCACAGCCAAGAAAACCCUAUGGAGCUCAGUUCUAUUCUGUGACACUUGAGGUCACCACAUACAGGGUAGGCCUCUGAUAAGUAUUCCUCCAUGAAACAAGCAAUCAGUGCUGGCGUUGAGCACGUAGGUGUUUGCUAAACUGAACUACAGUGUUUCAUUUACUGAAUAUGAAAAUGACAUAAAGAAAUGCUCAUGAUAUUAGGUGAAAAAAACCUCAAGAUUCAGAAGGGUCUUAAUAGAGUAUUUACAGAAUGACUCCAUUUUUGUGUAUAUGUGUGUGUAGUUUAUGCCUCUUUAAAUACCUAGAAAAGGCUGGUGGGAAAUACUCCAAAAUGUGAACACUAAUGCCAUAUAGCACCUUGUAAGAGGGAUGGUGUAGUGGUUAAGGAUUUAGGCUCUGAAGCCAGACUGCCUGAGUUUGAAUCCCAGCUGCACCACUUAACAACUGUCUGACCUUACCCAAAUUACUUAACCUCUCUAUGCCGCAGUUUCCCCAUCUGACCACUUACAUGCCAGGCUCUGUCAUGUUGCUGUUAGCUGUUGUUGAGUUGGCUUUGACUCCUGGCUGCCUUAUGUGUAGCAGAAGGAAAUGUUGCCCAGUCCUGUGCCAUCUUCAUGAUCUUUGAUAUGCUUGAGCUCAUUGUUGUGGCUAUUGUGCCAAUCAUCUCAUGGAGGGUUUCCCCUGUUUUCACUGGCCCUCUACUUUACAAAAUGUGGUGUCCUUUUCUAGUGAUUGGUCUUUCCUGACGGCCUGUCUGAAGUAAGCAAGAUGAAGUUUCACCAUCCUUGCUCCUAAGGAGCAUCUGGUUUUAUUUCUUCUAAGACCGAUUUGUUUGUUCUUCUGGCCGUCUACAGUUUAUUUUUCACCAGCACUACAAUUUGAAUGCCUCAGUUCUUCUUCUGUCUUCCUUUUUUAUCGUUCAGCAUAUGAAGCAACUGAAAAUACCACAGCUUGGGUCAUGUGGACCUUAGUCAUCAAAGUAUCGUCUUUGCUUUUUAGAACUUUAACUCGUUAUUCCUCACAACAACUCUGUGAGGUAGUUACUGAUUGUUAUCAUCCUCUUGUUACUAGUGAAAAAAACUUUUUAUAGGUUAUCUCAUUUAAUCCUUACAAAUGCCUAAAGAGGUGUGAUUCCUGCCAUUGUUACAGAUGAAGAAUAUGAGGUUCUGAGAAGUAAAAACAGUGAACCAUGGUCAUCUUAUGUCAUCAUUAAGGUUGUGUGUCAACUUGGCUGGGUCAUGAUGCUCAGUGGUUUGGCAGUUACGAUGUACUUUAGCAGUCAUAUAAUGAUGUAAUCACCUCCAUGAUGAGAUCUAAUAUAAUUCUAAUAUAGUGUGAUCACCUCCAUGAUGGUAUCUGCUGUGAGUAGCCAAUCAGUUGAAAGGAAGUUUCCUUGGGUGUCUGGCCUGCAUCCAAUGUAGGUGGGCUUUCUGGCAAGGCUCACUGGCUUUUGCUUGUUCUGAAUCCUGCAGCUGGCUCCUGUUCAUCUGACCUCUGGUUCUUGGGACUUGAGCUAGCAGCUUUCCUGCUGAUCUUGGGAUGUGUCAGCCUCCUUGGUGUGGAUCUUGAGUUCAUCAGCCCCUACAGCUAUGUGAGUCAGAGAAGCCUCCAGCCAGACCUAUGGAUUUGGGGCUUUCUAGCCUCUGCAACCACACGAGCCAAUUCUUUGAUCUACAUCUCUCUCUCUCUCUCUUCCUCUCUCUCUAUAUAUAGCUGUACAGAUAAUUAAAACAGAGAGUGUGAUGGAGAUGAACUGAGGCCAUUCUGAAGAGUUGACAUGAAACUGAAAAAUUAACAACGGGAAGAAAUCACCUCUGAGAAGAAGAGGGGUAGGAGCUUUUCCGGUAGAGGAAACAGCUGGUGCAAAAUCAGCUGGAACAAGCUGGAUUGUGUUUAAGGAAACAAAAGAAGGCCAGCAUGGGAGAGAAUAAUAUGGGGUAAGGCUGAGAUGAGUUGAAAACCUAGACAAGGCCUAGAUCACACUGUGGCUUUAUAAGCAAGAGUAAUGAGUUUGAUUUGUAUUAGAAGUGCAAUGGAAUUUCUUCUCCUGCCUAGGACAGAACAGUUUGCAGCAGAACCACGUUUUUGUAGAGAACAACUUUAAGUCAGAUUAAAAAAAAAAAAAUCAGAUUGAAAGCAUCAGUGAGUUUCCAAGGCAGUCAGGACUGGAGUGGCCAAAGCCAAGGUCCUGGAGAAAAGGGAACCACAAUAUGUUUGCUGUUACCCCCUUAAAGCAUUUGUUGAUUCUUGGAGCAGACCUAAAGACUGAGAAAUGGGACAGAGAGCAAUGGUUAAGAAGCAGAAAAGCCAGCAGAGAUUUUGGCUAUCUCAUGAAGCUGGAGCAGCAACAGUUGGAGUUUGGAGUUGCCAAAGCAGCCAGGACUUGAAAAGCCAAAAUCCUGGACCACAACUACCACAAUCUCCACCAGACUGAGCCCAGAACAACUAGGUGGUGCCCCGUUACCACCACCAACUGCUCUCAAUCACAGUAGAGGGUCCUGGACAGAGCUGGGAGUGGGGGGUGAGGGUGGCAGGAAUGUAGAACAAAAUUCAAAUUCACAAAAAAAGGCAAAACAAAAACCCAGGCUUGUUGGUCUGGCAGAGACUAGAGAAACCCUGAGAGAAUGGCCCCUAAACAGACACCAUUUUAUCUCAGUACUGAAGUCACUCCUGAGGUUCGCCCUUCAGCCAAAGAUGAGGCAGGCAUAUAGGGCCAAGAAUAACACUUGUGAGGAACGUGCUUCAUAGUUGAAUCAUGUAUACAAGACUAAUGGGCACACCAGCCCAAAAGCAAAGGCGAGAAGGCAGAAAGGGACAGGAAAACUGGAUGAAUGGAAAUAGGGAAACUGGGGUGGAGAAGGGGAGAGUGUUGACACAUUGCAGGGUUGGCAACCAAUGUUACAAAACAAUUUAUUCACUGUUUAGUGAGAAACUAAUUUGCUGUGUAGACUUUCACCUGAAUCAUAAAAAAAAAAAAGAAAAGAAAAGUCAAAAUCCUGACUAAAAGGGAGGUACAGGGAAGUGAGCCAGCCAGUCUGUUGUAUUCCUCUCGAGGCUGUACAGGACAACAGGCUAAAGAGCAGUUUUCAGCAGUCUCACAGUGCUGAUAAGAUAAAAAUUGAAGUUCAGGAACCCCAAAGAGGGGGAACCAUGGAAAUACCCUAGGCUGUCAUUUGGGUGUUAGGAAAGGGGGCAAACCAAAAACAGACCAAGCCUUUCAAAAAAGUGCAGUCUAGCACUGAGUCAGCUCAGUUCCUGAAUAAAUUAAGGUGGUUUUUCCAUCCUAAGUGCCUAGCAGAAAAGUGCUGCUCAAACUUUAGCAGGCAAGAGUCACCUGGAGAGCUUGUUAAUACAGGUUUUGAAGCUGCAAUCUCAGAGAUUCUAAGUUACUAGGCCUGUGGUAGGGGCCCAAGAGUUUAUUAACAAGCUCCAAGGUGAUGCUGAUGCUGCUGGUCUAAAGACCCCACUUUGAACAGUAAGGACCGUGAUAAUAGGAUGGACCUUCUCUGGAAGAAGAUAAUAUCCAAAGCUUCCUAUUUUUUUAAUACAUAAUCUCUAAUACUCAGUAAAAAAUUACCAAGCGCAACAAGAAACAGGACCAAGAGAGAAAAAGGGAUAUUGAGAAGACCAACAGGUGACACGGGUAUGAAAAUAAUCAGAUAUGGACUUUAAAAUACUAUUAGUUAAGAAAAUAGAUAACAAGAUGGAGAUUUUCAUCAGAGAACUAAAACCUAUAAAAGAGGAUAUAGUGGAGGUUUUAAAACUGAAAAAUAGAAUAAUUGAAAUGAAGAAUUCAAAAGGUGGAUUUAACUGCAGCUAAGAUCUUGCAGAAGAGAGGGAGAUACAUCAGUAUCUCAUUAGUUAUCUCAUACAUCAGUAUACAUCAGGAAGAUACAUCAGUAGGAACUAUUAAGGAUGAAGCAAACAGGAGACAGAGGUUGAAGAAGCUCUAUGAACUCCAAACAAGAUAAAUGCAAAGAAACUCAUGCUUGGGUACAUCACGGUAAAACAGCUGAAAACUAAAGGCAAAGGUAAAAUUUUAAAAGCAGCCAGAAAAAAGGCAUAUUAACUUAAACAAUAAGGUGUGUCUUCUCAACAGAAAUUAUAGAAGCCGUGGUGGCACAGUGGUUAAGAGCUCGGCUGCUAACCAAAAGAUGGACAGCCGUUCCUCACCACUAUGCGUCAGAACCAACUCGAAGGCAACACAUUUUUUUGUUUGUUUGUUUUUUUAAGAUAAUGAAGUGACAUCUUUGAGCGGUAAAAGAAAAACUGCCGUCAAAAAAUUCUAUACAAAGGAGAAAAUCCUUCAAACGUGGAAAGGAAAUGAAGAACCCAUCCAGACAAACAAAAUCUGAUUUAAUUAUUUUCCUGCAAACUAGCACUGAAAGAAAUACUAAAUUUCUUUGGACAAAAAAAAAAAAUGAUCCCAGACAGAAAUAUGGAAUGUAGGAAGGGAUGAAGAGUGCUAUAUAAGAGUACUAUGGGGGUAAAUAAAAAUUACCACUGUGCAGAAAUAAAUGUAGAAUUAAAACUCAAUAACACAAAAGAUGGGAAAGAAUUAAAUGAAGAUAAAACAUUCUUUGUAUUGUUGUUAGGUACUGUCAAGUUGGUUCCGACUCCUAGCAACCCUAUAUACAACAGAAUGAAACACUGUCCAGUCUUGUGCCAUCCUCACAACUGUUGCUAUGUUUGCACCCAUUGUUGCAGCCACUGUGUCUGUCUGUCUCCUGAGGGUCUUCCUCUUUUUCGCUGACCCUCUACUUUACUAACCAUGAUGUCCUACCCCAGGGACUGGUCCCUCCUGAUAACAUCUCCAAAGUAUGUAAGAUGAAGUCUCACCAUCCUUGCCUCUAAUGAGCAUUCUGGCUGUACUUCUUCCAAGACAGAUUUUUUCUUCUGGCAGUCCAUGGUAUGUUCAAUAUUCUUCACCAACACCACAAUUCAAAGGCAUCAUUUCUUCUUUGGUCUUCUUUAUUCAGUGUCCAGCUUUUGCAUUCAUAUGAGGCAAUUGAAAACACCACGGCUUGGGUCAGGCGCACCUUAGUCCUCAAAGGGAUGUCUUUGCUUAUUACACUGUAAAGAGGUCUUUUGCAGCAGAUUUGCCCAAUGCAGUGCAUCGUUUGAUUUCUUGACUGGUGCUUCCAUGGGUGUUGAUUGUGGAUCCAAGUAAAAUGAAAUCCUUGACAACUUCAAUUGUUCUCUCUGUUUAUCAUAAUGUUGCUUAUUAGUCCAGUCGUGAGGAUUUUUGUUUUCUUUAUGUUGAGGUGUAAUCCAUACUGAAGGCUAUGUAUGGAUCAUCAAAAAAGUUCUUCAAGCCCUCUUCACUUUAAGCAAGCAAGGUUGUAUCAUCUGCAUAUUGGAGGUUAUUAAUGAGUCUUCCUCCAAUCCUGAUGCCCCAUCCUUCUUCAUAUAGCCCAGCUUCUCAGAUUAUUUGCUCAGCAUACAGAUUGAGCAAGUAUGGUGAAAGGAUACAACCUUGAUCCAUACCUGUCCUGAUUUUAAACCACUCCAUAUCCCCUUGUUCUGUUUAAGACUGCCUGUUGGUCUAAGUCCAGGAUCUGCAUGAGCACAAUUAAGUGUUCUGGAAUUUCCAUUCUUCACAAUGUUAUCCAUAAUUUGUUAUGAUCUACACAGUCAAAUGCCUUAGCAGAGUCAAUAAAACACAAGUAAACAUCUUCCUGGUAUUCUCUGCUUUUAGUCAAGAGCCAUCUGACGUCAGCAGUGAUAUCUCUCCUUCUACACCCUCUUCUAAAUUUGGCUUGAAUUUCUGGCAGUUCCCUGUCAGUGCUGCAACCACUUUUGAACUGUCCUCAGCAAAUUUUACUUGGCAUAUGAUGUUAAUGAUAGUGUUCAGUAAUUUCCACAUUCUGUUGGAUCAUCUUUCUUUGGAAUGAGCACAAAUAUUCUUUGUAUUACAAAAUAAUUUUUAUCAAACUGUAAUAAGUUUAGGGCCUUGGCUGUGCAGUGGUUGAGAGCUUAGCUACUAGCCAAAAGGUCAGCAGUACAAAUCUACCAGCUGCUCCUUGGAAACACUAUGGGGCAGUUCUACUCUGUCCUGUAGGAUUGCUAUGAGUCAGAAUUGACUCGAUGGCAACAGGUUUGGUUUUUUGGUAUUUGUAAUAAAUUAAGGAUGCAUGUUGUAAUCGCCAGUGUAACCAUUAAUAAAUAUCAAAAGAACAUGAAACUGUCUAAGCUAAUAGAAGGGAAAUAUAAUAAUUAAAAAAUAGUGUACUAAUCCAAAAGAAGGCAAGAAAGAAGAAUCAUAAAGCAGGUGGGGAAAAAUAAUAAAAUGGUAGAUUUAACUCCAAAUAUGUAAAUAUAUCAAAUAGUCCAAUUACGAGAUUAAGACAAUUAGAUCAGAUAUUUUUUUCUUUUUUAAUAAUAUUUUAUUGUGUUUUUGGUGCAAGUUUACACAGCAAAUUAGGUUCCCACUUGACAGUUUCCACACAAAUUGAUCAGUGACGUUAGUUACAUUUUUCACAUUGUGUCAGCUUUCUCUCUAAUUGUGUUCUGGUUGUUCCCUUUCCACUACUCGAGUUUCCCUGCCCCCUUAUCUUCUCAUCUUUGCAUUGGAUUAAAUGUUGACCUUUUGGAUUUAUACAGAUGGUUUUUUAAUAGAGCACCGAUCCAACAGGUAAUAUCCUUUAUCCUUUAUUUUGUGUGUCACUUUGCUUUUCUACUAAAAGGUGAUCUCAAGGGAUAGUUUUGUUCAAGGUUUAAAGAGUGUCCAGGGUGUCCUCAGUAGACCAGAUUUCUUUUUAAAGCCUAAAUAUAUGCUGCUUUCAAGUGACAUGCCUUAACUCUAAGGACUCUGAAAUGUUGAAAAUAAAAGGAUGGAAUAAAAAAGACACCAUACAAAUACUAGCCAAGAGGAAGCUGGUAGAGUUAUACCAAUAUCAGACAAGGUGAACACUAAGUCAGAGGUUCCCAAACUAUCUUAGUCUCUCAGUACGUUUUUCACAGUACUGGAGGCCCAAAGGAAAACCUAACCCUUUUCUUUAACAGUUCAGUUAGGUCUCAACAGUCUAAGAAGUAUUUAUAACCUAAUGACUGUGUAGCCAUUUGAAAAAAAUAACACACAUACAUUUAAAUAUAUUGUCUUAGUUUACUGGUGCCACCAUAACAGAAGUACCACAAGGGGAUGGCCUUAAAAAAUAGAAAUUUAUCUUCUCACAGUUCUGGAGGCUCAACGUCCAAAUUAGGGUCUCAGCCAUGUCGAUUCCUUCAGUGGGCUUCUCUACUAGUUUCUGGUGACUACUUGCAAUGCUUGCCAUUUCUUUGCGUUCCUUGGUAUGUGUCUUCCCCCCGUGUGUGUCUCUGUGUCUGUUCUGCCCUAUUUAUAACCCAGAUGUGAUUAUUAGGUUUAGGACCUACCCUACUUUGGUAUGGCCUCGUUAACACCACAAAAGAAAAACCCUAUUUCCAAACAGGAUCACAUCCAAAGGUACAGGGGCCAGGAUGUCAAUACAUAUUUUUAGGGACACAAUUCAAUCUGUAACAGAUGUAUAUAUUUUUAUUUAAUCCUUAAACCCGUUGCUGUCAAGUCAGUUCCAACUCAUAGCAACCCUAUAGGACAAAGUAGAACUGCCCCAUAGAGUUUCCAAGGAGCAGCUGGUGAAUUUGUACUGCUGAUCUUUUGGUUAGCAGCCGAGCUCUAAACCACUGUGCUACCAGGGCUCCAUUUAAUUCUUAAGUAACUACAAUUACUUAUUAAUGGGAUGUUUAUACCUGUUGAAUACUGCAGAGCUUCUCAAACCUUGAAAUCAGAUACCGCCACCCUCAUUUCUUGUUCUACAUUGAUUUUCACAUGGACUUCUUUUUUUCCACAGCAGCCUCCAAAAACCCAGCUUCACAAAGAUAUGAUGUCAUUGAAAGGAAUGUAGCGCUGUGGUAGUUUUAUAAUAUGUCCACAAAUUCUUUCAUUCACCUCCCUUCAAGAGAUGGAGCUUCGCUCUGCUCCUCCUCAGAGUGAGCUGAAUUGAGUGAUUCCCUUCUAAUGAACAGACUGUAUGGAAGUAAUGGUACAUGUCUUCUGAGACAAGAUCAAAAAAAGCACUACAGCUUCCUCCCUGCUCUCUCUCUCUCAGGUCACGUGCUCUGGGGGAAAUCAGCUGCCAUGUCAUAAGGUCACUCAAAUAGCCCUAUGCUGAGGCCCACAUGGUAAGAAACAGCCUUCCUAUCAACAGCAGUGAGCCAUCUGAGAAGCAGACCCUCUAACCCCAGUCAAGCCUUCAUAUGAUACAGCUCCAGCUGCCAUCUUGACUGAAACCCCAUGAAAGACCCUGAGCAGAACCACUCAAAUUCCUGACCCACAGAAAGUGUGAGAUAAUAAAAAUGUGUUGUUUUAAGCCACUAAAUUUCAGUGUAACUAUUAUACAGCAAUGGAUUGUUAAUACAAGCAUAAUUUUAAUUUGAAACUGUAAACUAUCUCCAACUAGUACUUUAGCAUCUAACAGAUGUUGCUGGAAUGUCUUGAAAAUUUUAAAUAUUCCACAGUGCCUCUGAGUUUGCUGCAGUGUCCCUAGGCACCUCAGUGGACAGUUUGGGAACUGUGGCUCUAAAACAGGAAGCAUUACUAGAGAGAACGAGGGCUAUUAAAUACUGGCAAAAGGAUGGACAUACCAGAAAGAUCUAACAAUUCUAAACUUGUAGGCACCUAAUAACAUAGUAUCAAAAUAUAUAAAACCAAAAUUGACAGAACUAAUCACAGAAACAGAUAAAUUCACGUCCAUACAUGUCUCUCAAAUAACUGAUAAAAUAAUAAUAUUUUUUUAAAAAAUCAGUAAAGAUACAUGUAAUGGGGAAACCAUUGGAGAGCUUUCAGCAAAAGAGUCACAUGAUCUGAUUUACAUUUGAAAAUAUCACUCUGGCUACCAGGUGGAGAACAGACAAAAGAAGAGCAAGACGGCUGUUGAAGCCGUGAGGGAAGAAAAGUGAUGGCGGUAGUUGCAGACAAUGGAACUCCUUUUUAUGUUUGCUUUUUCUCAGUAGCCCAUGCCUUUUUUCAGUUUUCAUAGGAUGCGCCAUCUGGCCUGGGUUCAACAAGGAGAGCCUCUUUUGAUGUAAGCCAAUAAACACAAUAUUUAUGGACAGUCUCCAGCUAGAAACAUUCCCAUAUGUGAAAACUCCAAUCAUUCCCAUAAACUUUUGUCUCUGUGAACCCAGUUCAGAUCCCCAACCACGAUUACCUUAAGUCAGUACGUGGAAGCAACUUUUGGGGCUGGAUAAUUUAAGAGACAAAAUCAGUACCAGCUUCCUGUGGCCAGCAGAAUACUAGUAAUAUAUCAAUAAUGAUAAUAAUGAAGCUUAUUGAGCAUUCCACCAUGUGCCAGGCAUUGCGGUAAGUGCUUUAUAAACUUAUCUCACCUAAUCCUUAAAAGGAAACCCUGGCGGUACAGUGGGUAAGAGCUUGGCUGCUAACCAAAAGGUUGGCAGUUCAAAUCCACCAGGCACUCCUUGGAAACUCUACUGGGCAGUUCUACUCUGUCCGCUAGGGUUGCUAUGUGUCGGAACCGACUCAAUAGCAAUAGGUUUGGUUUUUGGUUUUUGAAUCCUUAAAACAACUAUGAUCCAUUUUGCAGAUAGGGGAACAGUGGUGUAAAGAGGUUUUAUAACUCAUCUAAGGCCACACAACGAGUCAUGUGGUGACCUGGCUAACACCCAGGUCUGCUUGCCUCCCAAGCCCGUUUGCUUAACAACUAUGAUAUACUGCCUGGCAAGAAUUGUGUUUCUAAAGAGAUUCAUGCCAUUUUUAAGUCAUAAUCCCUUAGUGAUAUUUAGUAUCCAAUAUUAAUGCUAAUUGAAUUCCUUUAUAAUUGAGUUCCCUGGGUAACGUACCCUUUUAAAGAAUCUACAGGAAAGGACACGGGCCCACAAAUACAGAAAUUAGAAAUUGAACAGUUCCCUUCAGCUAGCUCUAGCUUGACUUCCGGUAACCCCUGUUCCCCUUUUAAGAUAAAUGAAAUACCUUGAGAUUUGUACAGACGGCUGUGCGGGAAUAUCUGUCAAUUUUUAGUGGGGGAGUGGCACUCUGCUCCUUACACAGACAUCUGUGUGUUGGGUUUCAGGGUAAGUUACUCUUUUCAGAAUCCAAGUGGAAUCUAACACAAUAAAACAAUGCCAAAAGCAAAGGAAGGAAAAAACGCAAAAGGGACAGCCCUGCCCAUCGUUCCAAUUCUGCAGAAGUUUCUGAAAACAUAUGAGAAGCGUUGCGCACAGUCUCAGACGUUUGUGUGUCCAGCCAUCAAAAGGGACCUGAAAACCAGCAUCAACAGUGAACAGAUUCUCAAGAAGUUUAUUCUGGUGAGACCGGAUGCCUCCCCGCCAAGCUUCCUACCAGUUUCCUUGGAACCUUUGCUCAUGACAAUUCAAGACGUGUGUUACACGCUGGGGCAAGAGCUGUGUAUCUGGGGCCUUCAGCUGAGCAACCCAGAGGUUGCCAGACUUGCUCUGUUUCUGGAAUCGAAGGGGUGCACCACUUACCCGUUUACCACAUUAGAAAUCAUUGACUGCCAAAUGGAUCUGUGGUCUCUGGGGCGACUGGGGAAGGCUCUGCAGUUCAGCAGCUUGCUGUCUCUGGUCCUGGAUUACUGCAAAUUUGGAAAUGAGGAAGUUGAGAACAUUUUCUCAGGCCUGGAGAACAAUCAAAGGCUUCAAGGCCUUAGUCUGCGUUACUGUGGUCUGGGGCCACAGAGCGGGCCAAGGCUGGGUGCAGUCAUCAGCCAGAGUGCCAUUUGUGAGCUGCAUCUGGAUGGCAAUUACUUGCAAUGUUCCGGAGCCCUGGCUCUUCUCAGACCCUUAGCAGAGCAUGCAGAGAUGCAGAGGAAAGACCUGUUAGCCACAUCCUCACCAGACACCAAAAAUCCCCCUCAGCUUCUCCAAACCGGCCAGAGAGGAAGCUCACCUUUGAACCCAAUUACAAAAUCAUCUCAAGUUGUAACAGUGAAAAAUGCUUCAGGAAAGAAAAAGAAAAGAAAAGGAAUCAAGAAAAAAAUUAAAGGUGUGCCUGAAGCAGGUCCCUGGUUAGUGAAGCUGUAUUUGGCCGAUAACGGCAUAGAUGGAAAAGGAAAAGAAGGAGAAAAUGACUUGUUGGAAUUUACUCAAAUUUUAACAUGCCUGAUCAAACACUCUGCCCAUUUAAGAGAGCUUGACCUUGGGAACAACGUCCUAGGAGAAAUGGCUGCUGCUGAUAUACUUGAAGCACUGAGAGUGAGAAAGACAGGUGAACUGCCAGUCUUAAAAAUUACAGUCACUCCCCAGAUCUCUUCUGACAUCUUCAGAUCUAUUUGGAAAAAUAGCAAGAAAUCUAAUAUUACCCGUAAAAAGAAGAAAAAGGCUAAAAACUGAAUAUGGAUGCCAUCUCUUCCCAUGACCAGGCGGACAUAUCUAGAAAGACAUCACCUGUUUCAUGAUAUUUUUCACUGUAAUCAAGUCCCUUUCAAGUUCCAAAGUUUGAUAAGACUAUUUUAUGAAAUUUCGAAGUGGUGCUAACCCUAUCACACUUAACAUUUUCUAAAAUGCAGGUUUCACAAGUGGGCUUUAGUAAAAAUAGGUGUGAUUCUUUUCUGGGACUUCUUGUGCACGUGAAAUUUAUAAUUUGGGAAAGUCAUGAUCUCUACCUAAGUAAGAAAGACUCUUCUUUCUAAAUAUAACUGUAAUUGGAAAUAAUAGGGAUGUUUGGAAAUAAUAACCACUUCCUAAAUGACAACCCCCCCAAAACACCGAACCCAUUGCUGUCGAGUCAAUUCUGACUCGUAGUGACCCUAUAGGAUAGAGUAGAACUGCCCCAUAGGGUUUCCAAGGAGCGGCUGGUGGAUUCAAACUGCAGAUGUUUUUGGUUAGCAGCUGAGCUCUUAACCACUGCACACCAGGGCUCCCCUAAAAGACAACAUCCCUAAAAAUGAGUAUCUUCCCCAAAUGAGGAAACUUCUGAUCACUGUACCCCACCAUGAAGCUGUCAGACAGUCCCGUGGGAAAUGGAAGCAGGUGUGGUUGAUCAAUGAUGUAUGGAUGGUAAAUUGGAUUAAUUGAGUUUUAUUUGUCAUGACAAUAUGAUGGAGGGAUGAAGAGCAUGGGGUGUAGAAUUAGAGGAAAAUGAACCAGAAUUCUCCGUGGAGAACCCACUGCUUUCCAGGUGUGUGAUCUUGGGCAAGUCAGUCAGCCUCACUGUGCCUCAGUUUCGCCUUAUACAAAUACAGAUGAGAAGAGCCUCAUUUCAUUUGGUGGGCAGUAAAUGUGAUGACGUAUGUCGAGCAUUUUAGGAAAAUGUCUAGUACAUAGUGUGUGUCAUGGAUUGAAUUAUGUCCCCCCAAAAAAUUUGGGUAUCAGCUUGGUUAGGCCAUGCUUCCCAGUAUUGAGUGAUUGUCCUCCACUUUGUGAUUGUAAUUUUGUGUUAAAAGGAUUAGGGUGGGAUUGUAACACCACCCUUACCCAGGUCACCUCCCUGAUCCAAGGUAAAGGGAGUUUCCCUGGGGUGUGGCCUGCACCACCUUUUAUGUCUCAAGAGUUAAAAGCAAAGGGAAGCAAGCAGAGAGUUGGGAAUCUCGUACCACCAAGAAAGCAGCAGCGAGAGCAGAGCCCAUCCUUUGGACACAGGGUUCCUGCACCUCAGAAGCUCCUCGACCAGAAGAAGAUUGAGGACAAGGACCUUCCUCCAGAGCCGACAGGGAGAGAAAGCCUUCCCCUGGAGCUGACGCCCUGGAUUUGGACUUGUAACCGACCAGACUGUGAGAAAAUAAAUCUCUCUUUGUCAAGGCCAUCCACUUGUGGUAGUUCAGUUAUGGCAGCUCUAGGUGACUAAGACAGUAUGUGCUCAAAAAUUAAUAUGAGUGGCUUCUGUGGUUGCUGUUGUUAUUAUUCAUGUUAGAAUUGAGUCAUUCCUGUUAUUUCCAGUAGGAAAGCUAUACUAGAAAUAGAAAAAAAAGGAAAGGGGGGGGAAAAAAAGGAAAACUUAAGAUCUCUUCAUUUCUAAGUUAAAAAAACACAACUUUACUUUUUCUAAGGAAAACAGUAUCUAUCAAUAAAGAUCUGUUUGCUGAAACCUCACCUGCCAUGAGCGUGGAACUGUGGGAAAAGUAAACACGUAAAAGAACUGGUCAUCCAUUCUAGGUACACAUUUAGCAAGUGCUGGCAAGUUCACUGAACCACACCAACUGUGGAGGUGGGAAUGGAUAGAGUAAAUUAUCUUACCCUCAAGGAUCUUAGAAUCUAGCUAGGAAGACAAGAUCUUCAUACAUGAAAGAGAAUAUCAAUAAAGGGUAAGAGUUGAAACGAUGUAAGUCAAUAGUCAGGGUAAGGAGAGCUGCAGAGUAAUGAGACGAUUUUACCGGAACACAUAUAUCCAGUGGUGUCCCUGGGGGGUGCAAAUGAUUAACGAAGUCGGCCGCUAGCUGAAAGGUCGGCCGUUCAAAUCCAUCGAG